This is a messenger RNA of Aspergillus chevalieri, 1677 nucleotides long. RefSeq names its product putative G2/M phase checkpoint control protein Sum2. The transcript is spliced from 4 exons. The record is from RefSeq and is a predicted model, not a curated record. Lineage: Eukaryota; Fungi; Ascomycota; Eurotiomycetes; Eurotiales; Aspergillaceae. Gene Ontology annotation, biological process: P-body assembly; cytoplasmic stress granule assembly. Gene Ontology annotation, molecular function: mRNA binding. The coding region runs from base 1 to 1677 and encodes 558 amino acids. Gene Ontology annotation, cellular component: P-body.
AUGGAUAUGAACCAUUUAAUAGGUCAGCGGUUCAACCUGAUCUCUAAGAGUGAUAUUCGUUAUGUUGGUACUUUACAUGAGAUCAACCCUGAGGCCUCGACAAUAGCUCUCGAGAAUGUUGUUUCCUUCGGAACGGAAGGCAGACGAGGCAACCCGGCCGAGGAGAUCCCUCCAUCUGCCAGUGUCUACGAAUACAUUGUCUUCCGGGGUAGUGAUGUCAAGGACAUCAGCGUAGCUGAGGAAAAGGAAAACACACAACCUGAGCCGGCUCAGGUCCCGGAUGAUCCCGCCAUUCUAGGAAGUAUGUCCCGGACGGGUCCGCAGGGUCUUCCUCCUCAAUCCCAGCCGCCACAACAGCCUCAGGUCCCUCGUCAAGCUCCUCCUGGCUAUCCCCAACAGCCUCAGUUCCAAGGAUUCUACCCUCCUUACGGACAACGCUUUGGGCCUCCUUUCCCACCUGGACCUGGUUUCCCGCCGUAUGGGAUGCCGCCAGCGUGGUAUCCUCCUCCGGGUCAGGGCUUCCCCCAAGCACCCGGAGCCUUCCCUCAGAUUCCCAUUGGACCCCCAGGCCAACACCAGACCCCACCUCAACAGCAUCGUCCUGGGAUGCCGGGUGCGGGUCCCGUAAACCCUCUCAAGCCAACCUCUGAGCUUCCGGUCGGUGAAACACCCGCCAGUAAGCCGACUAGCCAGGCUCCUACACCUGCGCCUGGUGCUGCCGCCACGGCUCAAAAGCCGCCAACUCCGCCUGUUGAAACUAAGCCCAAUGUAACUGAAGCUGUACAAGCUGCGCCCGGAGCUGCCGCGGCAACUCCGUCCAAGGUGCCGCCCACUGGACCCAGGAGCAGUCGCGUGGAGCCGGCGAUUCCAUUCUCCCAAACCUCUAGGCCUGCGGUUCCCGCUGUAGCUCAACCUCCACUGGCUAGCGCUCCAGGGAACAAUAUGCCGCAGGGCGCUGCUCAAGCCGCCGUUACUGAAGCUACUCGUGCGGCCACUGCUGCAGUCGCUGCUGCCAUGGCUAAACUGCCGCAGCCUAAUGUUCCUAAGAAACCUGAUGCUUCUGUUGAACAUGUGACCAAGCAGAUGAAUGACUUGAAGACCCAUGAUGGCAACCGUCCCCAGCGUGGCGGUUAUCCACACCGUGGUGGACGUGGCGGUCGUGGUCAGUACCAAGGCCAACAAAACAAGAAGGUCGAGGUUCCGCAGACCGAUUAUGAUUUUGAAACCGCGAAUGCGAAGUUCAACAAACAGGACCUGGUCAAGGAAGCCAUCGCCACUGGUAGUCCUGCGGCCGAGGCGGAAAAUGUUCCCCAGGAGGGUGCUGCUCAACCCGAGGCCGUGGACACUAGCAGCACGCCGGCCUCUGCGCCUGUCAAUAGUUACAACAGGACCAGCUCAUUCUUUGACAACAUCUCCAGCGAGGCCCGUGACCGUGAGGAAGGAACCGGGGCUCGCGCUGUUGGUCGCGAAUGGCGUGGCGAAGAAGAGAAGCGGAACAUUGAGACUUUCGGUCAAGGCAGUGUCGAUGGCUACCGGGGCAGCUACAGAGGCCGUGGUCGUGGUAGAGGCUAUGGCCGUGGCCGCGGUGGUUAUGGCCGUGGAUUCUCCCGAGGUCGGGGUGCUUUCCGCGGCGGGCGUGGUGCCUCUCAGUCCACUGGGGUGCCGACGCUCACCUAA